GCAUGAGCGAGCCCGCUCUCCGCAGCCGCCCGGGGCGCGAAUGGCAGGCUGUCUCCACGGACUACGAGGUGGCGCCGGUCAGUGGUCCUUUCCAAUGACGGACAUUAACCAGACUGUCAGAUCCUGGGGAGUCGCGAGCCCCGAGUUUGGAGUGCUUUCCCCCCGCCGCGUCACAGACCGAACUGCAGAGGGAAAGGACGGCGGUGGGAAGGCGAAGCCCGGCCCCGGCACGUAGUUGGGAAACUUGCGGGUCCUAGAAGUCGCCUCCCCGCCUCGCCAGCCGCCCUUGCGGCCCCGAGCCGAGCCGAGCAGCAAAGUGAGACAUUGUGCGCCUGCCAGAUCCGCUGGCCGCGGAGCGGGGCUGCCUCGGAUACACAGAGGGGUCUUCUCUCGCCCUGCAUAUAAUUAGCCUGCAUACAAAGGGAGCAGCUGAAUGGAGGUUGUCACUCUCUGGAAAAGGGUGGGUAAGACACUUUUUAAUUAAAUUCUUUCCCGAAGAUUUUUUUUUUCCCUCCCUUUUCUUUGCUGCAGCAUCUAACAUGGACCACAUCACCAUCCCUUUGAUCUUUCCGUGGCUGUGAACUUUGUAUGCUGCCCAGCUUUCUGCAUGCUUAGAGAUUUCUGACCGAGCGCUUCCAAUGGACAUUCUCCAGCCUCUGUGGAAAGAUUCUCGCUAAUGGAUUUCCUGCUGCUCGGUCUCUGUCUACACUGGCUGCUGAGGAGGCCCUCGGGGGUGGUCUGGUGUCUGCUGGGGGCCUGCUUUCAGAUGCUGCCCGCCGCCCCCAGCGGGUGCCCGCAGCUGUGCCGGUGCGAGGGGCGGCUGCUGUACUGCGAGGCGCUCAACCUCACCGAGGCGCCCCACAACCUCUCCGGCCUGCUGGGCUUGUCCCUGCGCUACAACAGCCUCUCGGAGCUGCGCGCCGGCCAGUUCACGGGGUUAAUGCAGCUCACGUGGCUCUAUCUGGAUCACAAUCACAUCUGCUCGGUGCAAGGGGACGCCUUUCAGAAGCUGCGCCGAGUGAAGGAACUCACGCUGAGUUCCAACCAGAUCACCCAACUGGCCAACACCACCUUCCGGCCCAUGCCCAACCUGCGCAGCGUGGACCUCUCCUACAACAAGCUGCAGGCGCUGGCGCCCGACCUCUUCCACGGGCUGCGGAAGCUCACCACGCUGCACAUGCGGUCCAACGCCCUCCAGUUCGUGCCCGUGCGCAUCUUCCAGGACUGCCGCAGCCUCAAGUUUCUGGACAUCGGAUACAAUCAGCUCAAGAGCCUGGCGCGCAACUCCUUCGCCGGCUUGUUCAAGCUCACCGAGCUGCACCUGGAGCACAACGACUUGGUCAAGGUGAACUUCGCCCACUUCCCGCGCCUCCUGUCCCUGCACUCCCUCUGCCUGCGGAGGAACAAGGUGGCCAUCGUGGUCAGCUCGCUGGACUGGGUUUGGAACCUGGAGAAGAUGGACCUGUCUGGGAACGAGAUCGAGUACAUGGAGCCCCAUGUGUUUGAGACCGUGCCGCACCUGCAGUCCCUGCAGCUGGACUCCAACCGCCUCACCUACGUCGAGCCCCGCAUCCUCAACUCCUGGAAGUCACUAACGAGCAUCACCCUGGCCGGGAACCUCUGGGACUGCGGGCGCAACGUGUGCGCCCUGGCCUCGUGGCUCAGCAACUUCCAGGGGCGCUACGAUGGCAACUUGCAGUGCGCCAGCCCCGAGUACGCGCAGGGCGAGGACGUCCUGGACGCCGUGUACGCCUUCCAUCUGUGCGACGAAGGCGCCGAGCCCACCAGCGACCACCUGCUCUCGGCCUUCACCAACCGCAGCGACCUGGGCGCCCCUGCCGGCUCGGCCACCACGCUCACUGACGGCGGGGAGGGGCAGCCCGACGGCACGCAGGAGCCGGCCACGGUGGCUCUCCCUGGCGGCGAACACGCGGAGAACGCCGUGCAGAUCCACAAGGUGGUCACCGGCACCAUGGCCCUCAUUUUCUCCUUCCUUAUCGUGGUCCUGGUGCUCUACGUCUCCUGGAAGUGUUUCCCUGCGAGCCUCAGGCAGCUCAGACAGUGCUUUGUCACGCAGCGCAGGAAGCAAAAGCAGAAACAGACCAUGCAUCAGAUGGCUGCCAUGUCUGCCCAGGAAUACUACGUUGAUUACAAACCCAACCACAUCGAGGGGGCCCUGGUGAUCAUCAAUGAGUAUGGCUCCUGCACCUGCCACCAGCAGCCCGCGAGGGAAUGCGAGGUGUGAUUGUCCCCCUGGUUCUCAACCUGUGCGCUACCAAAUAGGCCUGGGCGGCCGGGCUGGGGUCUCCUUGUCUAAGCUCUGAUCCGCUCCUGGACUGAAACUGUAAGGGGAUCGCUCCCAGAGACUUGACAUUUUAGCUUUAUUGUGUCUUAAAAAAACAAAAAUGAAAUAAAACACAACAAAAAAACCCCACCCCACAACCUUCAGGACAGUCUAUCUUAAAUUUCAUAUGAGAACUCCUUCCUCCCUUUGAAGAUCUGUCCAUAUUCAGGAAUCUGAGAGUGUAAAAAGGUACCAAUCAUUGAUUUUUUUUUUUUUUUUGGUAAAUGUUUAAAAAAUAAAAUAGCAUUUACAG
Messenger RNA from Myotis daubentonii (Daubenton's bat), 2597 nucleotides. It is a transcript of the gene LRRTM1, whose product is annotated as leucine rich repeat transmembrane neuronal 1. The record is from RefSeq and is a predicted model, not a curated record. Gene Ontology annotation, molecular function: protein binding. Lineage: Eukaryota; Metazoa; Chordata; Mammalia; Chiroptera; Vespertilionidae.